AAAGUCCUCACUUGGAGAGAGACAACUUAGUAGACAGCUCAGCAUGUUGAAGGAAGUCUGUUUCUUCUUUUUGAAUAAAUAUAUUGAGAGGAAUGAUUCCUCAUCUCUUUGGAUAUUUCCUUGCAGAAACUAAUGCAGCCAGAACCUGGGGCCAAUGGAACAGCUGUUACUGAGUUCGUCCUGCUGGGCUUGGUGGAGACACCAGAGCUGAGGCCAGCUGUCUUUGUUCUCUUUCUCCUUGCCUACCUGGUCACAGUUGGGGGCAACCUCAGCAUCCUGGCAGCCAUCUUGGUGGAACCCAAACUCCACACACCCAUGUACUUCUUCCUGGGGAACCUAUCAGUGCUGGACAUUGGGUGCAUCACUGUCACCGUUCCCUCCAUGUUGGCUCGUCUCUUGUCCCACAAGCACACAGUUCCCAAUGCAGCCUGCCUCACACAGCUUUUCUUUUUCCAUCAGCUGGUUGGGGUGGACUGCUUCCUGUUGACAGCCAUGGCCUAUGACCGAUUCCUGGCCAUCUGCCGGCCCCUCACCUACAGCACCCACAUGGGCCAGACAGUCCAGAGGAUACUGGUGGCUGUGUCCUGGGCUUGUGCCUUCAGCAAUGCACUGACCCACACUGUAGCCAUAUCCACACUCCACUUCUGUGGCCCCAAUGUCAUCAACCACUUCUAUUGUGACCUCCCACAGCUCUUCCAGCUCUCCUGCUCCAGCACCCAACUCAAUGAGCUGCUGCUCUUUGGUGUGGGCUUCAUAAUGGCAGGUACCCCCAUGGCUCUCAUUGUCACCUCCUACGCCCACGUGGCAGCUGCGGUUCUCCGAAUUCGCUCGUCAGAAGGCAGGAGGAAGGCCUUCUCCACAUGUGGCUCCCAUCUCACUGAGGGCGUCGUGUGGAGAAUGUGGCCGCUCUGGCUCAGGGACAUGCACAGACCUCUCAGUGCCACACGCAAAAAAAAUAUGGCGCAGAAGCUAUCCUAUGAGUCUUCUGACGAGGAAGUUAGUUUUAGUAGGGAUGCGAGGGCACCCACGGACGACGCAGCUGACGUGGUCUGGACCAGCGAGCCGGAAGAGCCGGACGAGGAGAGCGAGACGACACUGGGGAGCGACGCGGCGUGA
Messenger RNA from Vicugna pacos (alpaca), 1116 nucleotides. NCBI's taxonomy places the organism in Eukaryota, Metazoa, Chordata, Mammalia, Artiodactyla, Camelidae. The record is from RefSeq and is a predicted model, not a curated record.